Molecule: messenger RNA, 1482 nt
Organism: Tetrapisispora phaffii CBS 4417
Lineage: Eukaryota; Fungi; Ascomycota; Saccharomycetes; Saccharomycetales; Saccharomycetaceae
Gene: MMM1
Product: ERMES complex subunit MMM1
Exons: 1
Coding region: 1-1482 (493 amino acids)
Biological process (GO): mitochondrion organization; phospholipid transport
Cellular component (GO): endoplasmic reticulum; ERMES complex
Molecular function (GO): lipid binding
Source: RefSeq, a predicted model, not a curated record
AUGGAUAACGCUAAAGAUAAUAAAUUUAAUUAUGAUAAUUUAAAUGAAUUGGAUGAUGAUGAGUUCCUUUUAGGUAAUUCUUCCAACUUAGAUUUGGAUAACGGAUAUUCAAAUAAUUCAAACAUAUCAUUAGAUGAUUAUAUUAAUAACGUUUUACCAUUGCAUUUAGAAAAAAUAUUUAGAGAACAUAAUAUUUUACAAUAUAAUGGAAAUGAACUAGAUAAUUCUUCCUUAGAUCAGAGAUCAGAUUCUCAUAAUGCUUAUUCUCAUGACACCAAUUAUAAUAGAGAUGGAAAUGUCGAUGACGAUGACGAUGACGUGAUGAGUAAAUAUAAUAAAUUGAUGGAGAUUUUGAAUAAACCUUCUAAUCAACUAAAUUAUAAUAAUGAUUACUUCUAUAAUAAUAAAAUGCUACAAACUAAAUUCAACAGGUCAACCUUUUCAACCUGGUCGUUUGUCGAAGGUAUGAUUAUUGGACAAUGUAGUGUAAUGAUUGUCAUUGUUUUAGUCAUGAAAUUCUUCUUCUUUAGUGAUGAGUCAGACAGUGUAACCACUACCAGUUAUUCGAUAAGCAGAUCUAAUUCAAGUAGUUCUAAUAAAUUUGACAAGAAGAACUUGACUUUGUCAAAUCAAUUUUUACCUUCAAUAGUGAAAAGAGGUGGUAAGGAUCAAAAUCAAGUAAAUAACGAAAAUUUCUAUAGACACUCUCAUUUGAAGACUAUUUUAGAAAAGACAUGUUAUGAUGUUGAUACACAUAUUCCAGAAUCACUAGAUUGGUUUAAUGUACUUAUAGCCCAGAUUAUUCAACAGUUUCGUGAGGAGGCACUGUUGAAAGAUAAUAUUGUUCACUCGCUAAAUGACUAUCUGACUAAAAGGUCAGAUGAGCUGCCAAGUUAUUUGGAUGGCAUAAAAAUUACUGAAUUAGAUAUUGGAGAUGAUUUCCCUAUUUUUUCAAAUUGUAGAAUUCAAUAUUCUCCAAAUUCUAAUAAAAAGAAACUUGAGGCAAAGAUUGAUAUAGACUUAACUGAUCGAAUUGCCAUUGGCAUUCAAACAAAAUUGUUACUUAACUAUCCAAAACUAAGGACUGCAAUUUUACCUGUUGAUUUAACAUUAUCUAUCAUAAGAUUUCAAGCGUGUCUAACAGUCUCGUUAACAAAAGCGGAAGAUUUAGUUCCAACAUCAGAUGAUUCAUCUGUGCAAGGAGAUGAUAACGCAUAUUAUCUUAUGUUUUCUUUUUUACCAGGGUAUGAGAUGGAGUUUGAUAUAGGCUCUUUAAUAGGCUCUAGAUCUAAGCUUGAAAAUAUUCCAAAAAUAAGUAGUUUAAUUGAACAUCAUAUUAAAAAAUGGUUCUGUGAAAGAUGUGUUGAGCCAAGAUUUCAAUGCAUAAAACUUCCUGGUAUUUGGCCAAGAAGUAAAAACACAAGAGAGGAAAAAGUUAGUACUGAUGAUGAUAUUUCAGUAUUUCCAGAGAAAGAUAUAUAA